This is a messenger RNA of Sardina pilchardus (European sardine), 2914 nucleotides long. RefSeq names its product RAB3C, member RAS oncogene family (gene rab3c). The transcript has 5 exons. Gene Ontology annotation, biological process: regulation of exocytosis; protein localization to plasma membrane; protein secretion. Gene Ontology annotation, cellular component: endosome; synaptic vesicle; plasma membrane. Lineage: Eukaryota; Metazoa; Chordata; Actinopteri; Clupeiformes; Clupeidae. Gene Ontology annotation, molecular function: GTP binding; GTPase activity; myosin V binding. Bases 197 to 868 code for a protein of 223 amino acids. The record is from RefSeq and is a predicted model, not a curated record.
CCUAGGCAAUAUUCAUCAUUGCCUCAGAUGUUCGUUUCGUCUAGCGCGUCCAGUAACGUAAACCUCGAAUACAUAUUGCAGAAUAAUAUAAACGAGCAAUAACUCAACAGAAUCGAUUGAUGUUUUAGGCUACGCGUACCCUAUCCCUCUCGAAGCGUUUGUAGCCAAUUCUGUUUUUUGGGAACUCAGCUGCUAUAUGGAUUUAUACGGGAAGAUGGCUGCGACGCAAGAUGGGAAACAAGAAGGCUCAGAUCAGAACUUUGAUUACAUGUUUAAAUUAUUAAUCAUAGGAAACAGCAGCGUUGGGAAAACGUCUUUUCUUUUUCGCUAUGCUGACGACGCGUUCACUUCAGCCUUUGUCAGCACUGUGGGGAUUGACUUUAAAGUGAAAACUGUCUACAAGAAUGAGAAGAGGAUCAAACUACAGAUCUGGGACACAGCUGGCCAGGAGAGAUACAGGACCAUCACGACGGCGUACUACCGGGGGGCCAUGGGCUUCAUCCUGAUGUAUGACAUCACUAACGAGGAGUCCUUUGCUGCCGUCCAAGACUGGUCGACCCAAAUCAAGACGUACUCAUGGGACAAUGCCCAGGUGAUUCUGGUGGCGAACAAGUGUGACAUGUCCGAUGAGAGAGUGGUGUCUGUGGACAGCGGGCGACUGCUGGCAGAACAGCUGGGCUUUGAGUUCUUCGAGGCCAGCGCCAAGGAGAAUGUCAACGUCAAGCAGACGUUCGAGAAGCUGGUGGACAUCAUCUGCGACAAGAUGUCCGAGAGCCUGGAGGCCGACCCGGCCCUGGCGUCAGGCUCGCCGGCCACCAAGCUGACUGACAACCCGCCGCCCCCCCAGCAGCCAAACUGCGGCUGUUAAUGGCCGACCAUCUAGCUAAAACCGCCUGUCUCAGCGGAGGGGAAUUCAGUGUGUUUAUCAGUUUGUCAUCUAAAAAAAUUAUACGUCUAUCUCACCCUCAGUGACAUGCAGUAGCCAGUAGCUCGAAUUCCGCGCACACACAUUCCUCUCCCUCUAGUGCCAAAAUGUUACUUUGGGUAGAUUUUAGGGCAAAAAAGUACACUCCAACGGACCGCUUGUGUCAGGCAUAGUUUGUGCCUUUUACAGUAAAGCAUAACCAUAACGUUUAUCUACUCACAAUUAGUCAGGAUCAGACACGGCCAAACUAGUACAGUAGGAGUACAAGUACCUUUGCAGAAGCUGUUAAUGGCAUUUUCUUUUCAUUGCAUUUCCAUCACUAGGGUCCACACAACAUUAGCGACCUGUAUAUCCGCAUCACACUGACCUUUAUUCUCUACUCUAUCUUACUUCGGCUCAUACCACUGGAGUUCCCUCAUAAUUGCCUCCCCGUAGGACUGUAAAUGUUUUAGAGGUCUGGUUGGAAGCCAGAUCAGAAUACCUUUGGAAGCAUAUUAGUCCUCAUCGUUCAUGAAAGAGAGAGAGCUUCACAGAGAGGGACACUGGACUUUUGAUGGUCGUCCAGUCGCACUGAGACCUUUUUUUGGACAGGAUAAAAUCGCUUCAGUCCCAUACACUGAGAUUGUUAGUUAGCUACUGUGGUAACAGUUUUCCUCAGUGGCUUUGGUGCAUUUCUCAAAUCAUUGUCAACAUUUUCAAAACAGUGAGUGUAUUUCUCAAAAUAAUUUGUGCAAACUGCACCACACAGUGAAAUAACUGCAAACGCCUGUAACAUGUGCACUGAUGUGCAGAAAUGCUUAGGUUACGGUGUGUCUCAAAGCAAAUAUUUAUGCCAAACAACAUGCCAGUGCCAUCAGAAUGACAAGUUUCUGUGUCACGGUUAUGAACUAGAUAGUCAAAAUGCUAAGCUGUGAAACAGUUUACUGUGUAAGCAUUUUCUUUUGAAAUACACAGGGCUGCAUUUUUUUCGGUGUGGCAUACAGUAUAUCAAUUUCAACAGCAAAUCGUUACACAUUGUUGUAUAUGGGAUAUUGUAGGAGACAGGAUCCAUAUUCUGUAUAUACUGUACAUAUACUGGACAGUACUGUUUAUUGCCAAACAGGAACAAGACCAGCCUGUUUUACAGUACUCUUUCCAAACAUAAAAUGUAACAGAAAUGGCAGCAUUAUGCUUGACAAAUUGCAUAGGAUAACUGGUUUCAAUCAAUGUAAUAACUCAAGCAAUUAACUAAUUUGUAGAUUAACCUGUGUAAUGCAUUUUGACCGACAUGACACGAGCAAUUGAUAAUAUAUAAAACAGCAGACAAUUCAAUCAAUUGUAUGGACGUGUGAAAGCAUUUGCUGUUUGUUCAAAUGAAUGAGAUUGCUUCUAUGAUGUGCCCAAGCAGCUGAUGUGGAGGUUGGCUUUGAGAAUUUCAGUUAUGAUCUGUUCUGAGAAAUGCACUAAAGCGACCGGGAAAGCAUAACCUUGUGACAGAGAACAUAACCUUCAGAUACAUGUGCAGAGGUGACCAUUAUAAUAUCCCUUUAUCAUGAGUAUAUUUAGUGUUGAAUGCACCUUUCUGUGACUAUCCUGAUGCUGUAUCAGCCAUUUUAGUUUCACAUGGAGCAUUCUAACAGUGCUGUCUGAUGCUAUUAUUGGUAGCACUAGUCCCGUGGCUCUCAGGGGAGGACAUCUAUUAGUGUGUGAAUAUUGAUAUGUGCUUAUUUAUCUACUCAAAUUAUAUUACGCUGGUACGGUUUCACAAAGACGACAAAAAUGAUGCAGGUGUGUAGUAUGUAUGUAUUUGUACUUACGGUAUAUUUUUCCCUCUAUUUUCUAGAUUUGUUCACAAUCUGUAGUGUGUCUGUUUUGAGAAGGAGUUGCUCGACCUUUCAGUCCACCCUGCCAAUCCUGACCCAUGAUAAUAACACGAGAGUAUAAUCCCGACCCGGCGUACACAGUUGUUCACUGAAUAAAUGUCUCCAUGAGAGUGUUGUGCUGCACCCA